Molecule: messenger RNA, 639 nt
Organism: Ceraceosorus guamensis
Lineage: Eukaryota; Fungi; Basidiomycota; Exobasidiomycetes; Ceraceosorales; Ceraceosoraceae
Exons: 2
Coding region: 1-639 (212 amino acids)
Molecular function (GO): nucleic acid binding
Source: RefSeq, a predicted model, not a curated record
AUGCCAGAGUACGAGCCGUACGUCGCAGUGCGCGCAUGUCCGGUCAAAUGGCAAUCGACCAAAGAAGCAAAGCAUAUACGGGAGCAGCGAGGCGCACAAGCAGCAUUUUGUCCAGAGACGCCUCAGCGCAUGCUAGACAAGGAUGGCGACCAUCUGGCAGGCGUGCGAAUAACGGGCCCGCGGACGCAAUGGAACAGGCACUGCAUCAUAAACAUCUUUCGCCACUUUGGCAACAUUGCCACGCUAGCAUUUGCUCGACCCGCCUCACCUCUCGACCCUUCGCCGUACUGCCACCUCCACUUUGAGCAUCUCGAAUCUGCCAAGGCUGCUACCGAGAAAUUUGGACCUGGCAAGGGCAAGAAGUGGUCGGCCAGGCUGCUGGAAGAUGCCAGCAAUCAAGCAGCUCAGCGCAUACAAUGGCGCCGUAUGCUGGAGCAAGACCAACUCUUGAUGCAAUGCGAAAAGACCAGCAUCGUCGUUUGCAUGCUGGAUGUCGCUGGAGUAGAGUCGCUCGUGGUCAGAGUUUGGCUUCACGAUCUGCUCGAUGCAGAGCCGAAAAUAGACGCGAUCAAAUUUGACGCUUGUCUAGAGCAAGAGUACCUCACAUGCACCUGGCCCAGAAGCGAUUUACUGAAUUGA